Coregonus sp. 'balchen' is the source of this 1079-nucleotide messenger RNA. The record is from the annotation of a GenBank genome assembly. NCBI's taxonomy places the organism in Eukaryota, Metazoa, Chordata, Actinopteri, Salmoniformes, Salmonidae.
AUGAAGAUGAUGGACUCCAUUGUUGGGAGAAACUGGGCGAUGACCUUCCUGGCUGGGACUCUGCUCUGGACCACCUGCCUCGCUGCUCCCAUGCAGUGCCACUUCAACUCCAAAGGUGAGAAUAUCAUACUGAAGGGUGUUUUUCAUUCAUCAAAGUUCUUUAGGUUUAAGAUUCAGAUUCUGUUCAGUUAUUGUAUUUUGUCAUUUGAAUAUUUGGUAAAGCAGAAACAUUUUGUGGACCUGUCGAAACUCCAAUCAUGCAUUGUACCUUUAAGCCUGAGUAGACUGUUUUUUAUGCUAAAUAUCUUGGAUGGAUGAAUCCAUUUGAAGUUGAAAACAAAGUUAAUGUGGAUGUCCUGCGGAUGAAUGAAGGUUGAUUUGUAUAAUAUGUGUGUGAUUUGGGUUAACACCCCUGGUGGUCUCUGUCCCAGCCCUGUGUGUCUACGAGGGGAGACACUACUCCCUGGGGGAGUCAUGGAUGGAGAACGGCUGUCUGCAGUGCACUUGUCUGCACCCCGUGGGCGUCGGCUGCUGUGAGACGUGAGUACACACCUGUAAUCAAUGUGCCUUUCUGGGUUGUUGGUAGCAUUGGUGGUAAUAGGAAUGUGAUUUCCAUUCAACACAGGCAUGUAAAUUGUGCCCAGAGUCAAGUAACGGUUGUAAGGGAAUCAGGGUUGGGUCUAGGUCUGAUUGUGAUAUGUAGAAUUGGGACAUGCAGCUUCAACAUAGCACUGUUCUAUCAGGAUCAUUUCAUUAUGUCCUUUCAGAACACAUACGACAGUGCUCAUGCUCAGCUGUCAAUUAUGUUCCCCUCUCCGUACAGGGAGCAUCAUGCUCUUUCAGACCGCAUACAUUCAUAUAGACUUUGAAAAACCUACACCCCUCUCUCUCUCUCUCUGCACAGGGUGCAUCGCCCGGUAGACUUCCCAGCUUGGUGUGAGGUUCGGGUGGACACUCUGACCUGUAAAGUGACCAUGGUGCAGAGUGCUGACCCCCGACUGCCCUGCCUCCCUGGGAAUGGACACAACCUGGACCCCAGCCACGGCUCACUGGAUAACUACCUGCAGAUAGUGGAGUAG